AGCCAAUAGCUGAAAUUGUAUCUAAUUGUCACAUCUUUUAAUUUAUUUAUAUCUAGUGAGUUGUCUUGUUGAACACAUUCUAUUACUAUAGUUCGAGAAUAUUCAAAAAUAUGAUGUAAGCUUCUUUUCAUUAAGCAAAGAGAUUAGAGUUGUAAGAAAUGGAAUUUUGGAAUUUCCUCCGCAAUAUAUUUGGCGGAAACAAUUCGGAUAAAUUAAUAAAAGGUAAAAAAUUUGCUGAUUGUGAAGAUAAUUAUGAUGGGGACAAUUUUGGAAAUUCAAUAUGGCAAAUUGAUGUUUACGAUAAUCCGAGAUAUUUUGGAAGAAACAAUCACUUUAAUAUCUUUAGUGAUCCAUUACAAAUAACAAGAUACUUUGAAUCUCAGAUUGAGAAUAUAAUGAUGAAUUUUAUUUAUGGGUUUCAUAAUGAAGAUAAUGAUGCAAAUACAAAUGUAUUUUUAUUUGGACCUUCAAAUGCUCCUUCACAGAGAGAAAAUUUACGUGAUAAAAUGUUGAAACCAAAUAAUAAUCAGACUGGAUUAAAAUUAGAUACAGAUUUAGAUGGAAAGAUUACUGUAGAUAAUUUUUCUAAUAUUUGGGAUGAGCAUGACAAGUCAAAAUUUGAAAUAUCACGUCCUCGUAUAUUUGGAAAAUCCAUGAGGAAAGAAUAUAUUCGUAAACCUGAUGGAACAAUAGAGCAAAAACAAAUUAUUAAAGAUUAUGAAGGAAAUGAAGAAACUAUGGUAUCACAGCAAAUUGGCGAUAAAAUUCACACUAUUGUUACAAAAAUAGAUAAAAAUGGAAUAGAAACAAAAACAGAAGAAUUUUGUGAUGUAAAUGAAUGUGACUUAUUUGGAAAAAAAAAAUUAACAUCAAAUGAAAAUAGAAAUUUUCUCGAUAGUGAUUUAAAUUUCUUCUCUUGGGAUAAAUUUUUUAAACCUAAUCCAAAAUUAUGAUAUAAUUAAAUAAAAUUUAAAUAGUA
Apis florea (little honeybee) is the source of this 979-nucleotide messenger RNA. RefSeq lists its product as uncharacterized. NCBI's taxonomy places the organism in Eukaryota, Metazoa, Arthropoda, Insecta, Hymenoptera, Apidae. Gene Ontology annotation, biological process: regulation of actin filament polymerization; negative regulation of apoptotic process. Gene Ontology annotation, cellular component: clathrin-coated vesicle; apical plasma membrane; mitochondrion. The record is from RefSeq and is a predicted model, not a curated record.